CAGUAUGGCGUAUCCGGUCAGUCUACCACAGACUCUACCAAGCUUGAGCCUUGAAUCUAUCUAAAGGUUUAAGGAAAAAAUCUUGAACUGUCGAUCUGUUGCCCGAUCUGGGUAUCGAAUAUUCGAAUUUUGAUUUUUUUCCCUUAAUUGUUUAAUAAUUUGUUUGGUUUUUGUGUGAAUUUUUGAUAGUCAUCAAUCACAACAUUCUUUAGAACGGCAUUGUUGGUUUUGCGAGUUUUCCUGAGAUUUUGUAAUUAAAUUACAAAUAUGGAUUACCAAAAUCGUCCUGGAGGUAAAACUGGUGGUGGUGGAGUUGCCUCAUGGACAGAGACUAAUAAGGAUAGACGUGAACGUCUAAGGCAAUUGGCUUUGGAAACUAUUGAUCUACAAAAAGAUCCUUAUUUUAUGAAAAAUCAUUUAGGAUCCUAUGAAUGUAAACUUUGUCUGACUCUACAUAAUAACGAGGGCAGUUAUUUGGCCCAUACACAAGGUAAAAAGCAUCAAGCAAAUUUAGCACGCCGAGCAGCUAAAGAAGCUAAAGAUGCUCCUCAACAGCCAGCUCCUGAAAAACCACGGGUAGAAACUAAAAAGUUUGUUAAGAUUGGACGACCUGGAUAUCGAGUUACUAAACAAAAAGAUGCAGAAACAGGCCAACAGAGUUUACUUUUUCAAAUUGAUUAUCCUGAAAUUACUGAUAAUGUACGACCACGUCAUCGUUUUAUGUCGGCAUAUGAACAAAGAAUUGAGCCACCAGACAGGAAAUGGCAGUAUUUGUUGUUUGCCGCAGAACCUUACGAAACAAUUUCUUUUAAAGUACCAAGUCGUGAAGUGGAUAAAUCUGAAAUGAAAUUUUGGGCUCAUUGGAAUACUCAAGCAAAACAAUUUUAUUUGCAAUUUGCGUACAAAGUUGAACAAAUGAAGCCACCACCUCCAAUGAAACCUCCUCCACCUUCCUUACCACCACCACCGCAACACAACAUGAUGCAUCAACCGGGUUCAAAUAUGAUGUCUCAUAUGUUCCCCCCUCCGCCUAUGUAUAAUCCUGGUCCACCUCAAAUGAUGAAUAAUAUGAUUCCUCCACCACCUCAAUUGAUGGGUUAAUAACUUUAUGGAAUCACGUAAUUAUACUGUAGUAAUUUAAAAUAUUUUUUUUCACUGUCUAAAAUACUCCAUAAAUAUUUUUCAUUACUAUAAAACUGUAAGUAAUUCAAUAAGUAUAAUUUUAAAUUUUGUUUAAAUCAAUUUAAAGUGUGUACAAUAAAAGUUAUUUGCAUUUUGAGUGUACAAUAUAAAACUAUGUAUAACAUUUUUGCCGUGCACCUAUGAUUAUUAUUUAAAGUCAGUGGCAUACACACAGAAGGGAGUGUUUAACCUCCCCUACAUUUUAAAAAUAUAUUCAUGUAUACAUAUUA
This is a messenger RNA of Acyrthosiphon pisum (pea aphid), 1412 nucleotides long. RefSeq names its product splicing factor 3a subunit 2 (gene Sf3a2). The transcript has 4 exons. The record is from RefSeq and is a predicted model, not a curated record. Lineage: Eukaryota; Metazoa; Arthropoda; Insecta; Hemiptera; Aphididae. Gene Ontology annotation, molecular function: nucleic acid binding; zinc ion binding. Gene Ontology annotation, biological process: spliceosomal complex assembly. Gene Ontology annotation, cellular component: nucleus; U2 snRNP; catalytic step 2 spliceosome. Bases 268 to 1101 code for a protein of 277 amino acids.